Messenger RNA from Fragaria vesca subsp. vesca, 2211 nucleotides. RefSeq lists its product as uncharacterized. Lineage: Eukaryota; Viridiplantae; Streptophyta; Magnoliopsida; Rosales; Rosaceae. Bases 1 to 2211 code for a protein of 736 amino acids. Gene Ontology annotation, molecular function: RNA binding. The transcript has 4 exons. The record is from RefSeq and is a predicted model, not a curated record.
AUGACUGGAACUUCCCAAUCUCAGGAGCAAAACAAUGUCGAGAGGAUUGAUUCUGCAGCUGAUGAGACGGUUUCUGAGGUUAUUAAGACAAAGGAUAGUCUACAAGACUGUGAAAUUGGCCGGCCCAAUCAUAGUAUUCCAAUGCCAAAAGUCAUAACGGACUUUCAGAUUUGCAAGCAGAAUAUUUCAACAGGUUUAAGAUCUGACAUAGUCAGGGAUAACUCUUUAUCUGAUGUGCUUGAUGCUACAGUGGUGCCUAAAUCUUUAGGUAGCACUGUACCUAGUGAUGCUGAAAAUGCAAUUCACUCCUCAGCAGAUAUAGUUUUUUCUCCAGAGAAUUUGGUUGACGUGACUGUUUCUGCAGUUAGGAAGAAGAGUGUUAGUGAAAAUAAAUCAAUAAGUGUUACGUUGCAUACAAUGUGGACAAGUUCUAUGAGGAAUUCAGCUGGUCAGGUUCCAUAUAAUGGUAAAAGGGUGCAUGGUGGUCAUAAAGAUGUUGAACAUGGUAGAAAGAAAAGUUUGGAUCAAAGCCUGGAAACCUUCGCGGCUUCUCACAAUGAGAAAAGGGUUACAGAAACUGCAGCCUCCAAUAUGAUAUGGAGAAGUCCUUCCAAGAAUAAAGGUCAUUCAGAAGGCAAGCCUGAGUCAAUAAGGCAACUUGAGCUGGGUGUCUCUGGAUCAGAUUUUGGCUGUCUGUCUUCCUUAACACAUAGGCUACCUGGUGAAGCUUCUAGGAAACUACAAAAGGAUAUUGGAAAUGUAUGUACUGUAGUUGGAAAUGGAAACCCUCAACAAGGCAAAAGAAAGAUAUUGGAUCAACCCCCUACAGCAGGUUCUGACGUGGGUAUGAAGACAAUGAAUGGCCCCCAACAAGUGCAAGGGUUAGGAAACAUAACUAUGAAGACAAUGAAUGGUCAAAAAGAUGAUGUAAUUACCAGUACGAAGAGCAAUACUUUAGUUUCAGAUGGAGUUUUGAAUAUGUUCAAUGAAACAAAUGAUAAAACAGGUAAUGAAUUUUACAUCAGUGGCUUGCUUGGGUGCCUUGAGGAUAUGGCUACAGAAUCAUCAACGAUUACGUCUCAGAAUUGUACCAGUCCCAACAAUACUGAUCUCAGAAAAAAGGUAGGUUCUGUCAAAAAGGUUCGAAGCAGCACAAAUGUGCGAGAGAAUGAUGCUAAAAGAAAAGAAAGUUCGCUGAGAGUUCAUGCCAUAGGCAAGGAAACUAGUCAGGAAGACUUAAGGAUCCCAGGUACUUCCUGCCAAAAAAAAGUAUCUACAGAAAGCAAAGUGAUGGUUAGAUUUUUGCACAAAUUUGUACAGGAGAGUUCUAUUUAUAAAGCCUUUGACGAUUGUGGGUGUAUCACGAGGAUACAACUACUUCCCCUAAUUGAAGGAAGCAUUUUUAGAGCUGGUUACGUGCAUUUUAAGACUGCGGAAGGAUCACAUAAAGCUCUCAGGAAAAGCGGAAUUGUUUCAGAGGGUCAUACUGUGGUUGUGGAUGCAAAUUCUUUAGAAGAUGUGCCUAAUAAGAUUGCCAUUCCCAACCUGAUUGGCGAUCCUGAAGUUCCUCUCAUGUUAGUAAAAAGUCCGACACGAACAGUUAUGAUCAAACAGUUAACCCAUGAUAUAAGCUUACAUCAGCUAAAAGAAGCUCUUGCUUUCUGUGGGAGUGGCAUAUCCAGCGUUUUCUUGGGUUCAUCAAGCUCUGUUGCUUAUGUGGAAUUUGAGACAGAAGAUGCCAAAGAGAGAGCAAUUGCAGCAUAUUCCAUAAAUGUUCAAGAAAAGCAGCUAUUGAUCUUGAGAAUUGAUGUGCCAAGAACAACAGUGAUAAGGAUGACAAGUGUUGAUGAUGCACUAUUUUCUAAUACAAAGGUGCUCAGUGAUAUCGUGUCUGUUUGUUCUUCUUCUGGGGGGGUGGGAAAAGUUAAGCUGAGAAAUAUGGGCAUGCUGGAUGUGUAUUUCAACCUUGAUCAUUGGCCAAAGAUGUUGAGUAUUCUCAACAGGUUAAAUGGAAUGGAAGUACAUGGCCACCGAGUGAUUGCUCAACCUGCAACUGUUUUUCCUCCGGCGGUCCUUCAAGUUCUUUGGAGUAAGCCAGAUGAAAGAAUUCAUGUCAAAUCUGUUUUGCGCAGAUUGUUGCAGAACACUGAUCUACCUGUUGAACUCAGUAACCUUGCUACGAAAUAUCAUGGUGAUAAAUAUUUUGAAUGA